AUGUGCACAACCACCCACUGGUACUGGAAAGCCUGCAAUCACACAAUCGCAACCGAAUUUCUCAUUCUCUGCAAAGAAGUCUCCAAAGAUUGCGCUGGCGAGAACUCCGACAGAAUCGAGAAGAAAGGAAGAUGUCCCAACUGCAGAAAAGAAUCCGCCACACAAGUCAUGACCAUGGACAAGCCGGACCUCUCCCCAGAAGGAGGUUGGGAAACUAUAACUGAAGCUACCAUGAAGGGAAUUCGGCAGAUCAAACUUUAA
Messenger RNA from Botrytis byssoidea, 261 nucleotides. RefSeq lists its product as uncharacterized. NCBI's taxonomy places the organism in Eukaryota, Fungi, Ascomycota, Leotiomycetes, Helotiales, Sclerotiniaceae. Bases 1 to 261 code for a protein of 86 amino acids. The transcript has a single exon. The record is from RefSeq and is a predicted model, not a curated record.